AUGUCAUCAUCUAUCAACGAUUAUCCACCUUUGUCGUUAUAUAUUUCACCACCAUUGACUUUUUCCUCUUCGACACUUACUAAAUUAUGUAUCAGUGUGAACGAUUUGGAUGAUUGCCUGGCUUUACUUGAUGGUCGUUUCAAACAGUUAACUGCAUUCAUUGUUCAAGAUGAUCUGCCUAAAUUAAAAUGCUUUUCAUUGACAUGUUAUGCUGGUACUCGAGGAUAUGACAAUCUAGUUGUACCUCUUCUUCGUCGAAUGUCAUAUCUUGAAGAAUUAACUUUAUAUAUUCGUAUCUUGUAUGGAUCCAUAUUCAUCUCGGGUAUUUAUCUUGAUAAUGAAAUUCUUAGUCAUAUGCUACGACUUCGUACAUUUACAUUCUAUUUUGCUUCUGAAAAUGACAUUAUUGAUUCAGCUAUUCGUAUAUCGGAUUCAGAUAUUGGACGAACUUUUACAAAUGUAAAACUUGGCCAGGUCGCUUCUAUAGUAGAUUAUUUCGAACUUGACUACAUGAUUUGUCACAUUUUUUCACUUCCAGUUAAAUUUCAUCGUCUCGAACCCGUUACAAAUAAUAUUCCAAAUAUUGUAUUCAAUUCUGUUACUCAUUUGAAAUUACAUGAUAAAAAACCAUUCAAACAUGAAUUUUUUAUUCGACUUGCUCGAGCUUUUCCAUUUCUUCAAAGUUUAUCUAUUUACAAUUUUGAGCCACCCAACUGGAGACCUCACGAAAAUCAUCGGUAUCAUACUGAUUGGUGCUCAAUUGUUGACUAUCCUCGUCUUAUUGCACUUGACAUGAAUGAUGCAUCUACUUAUUAUGUUGAACGUUUUCUCAAUGAAACAAAAACACAUCUACCUUGUUUAACUGAAUUAAAAAUUUGGUAUGAUCGGUUGGAAAAGGUGACAAGAAACUUUACAAAAGAUGCAAUGCGAUGUAAUUGUGCUAAAUUUUGUGAAAGAUGUUCUGUGAUCUGUCGUGUAAAUGCUAAACUUUUUUUACAAUAUGAAGAAGAAAAAUAA
Messenger RNA from Rotaria sp. Silwood2, 1017 nucleotides. The record is from the annotation of a GenBank genome assembly. Lineage: Eukaryota; Metazoa; Rotifera; Eurotatoria; Philodinida; Philodinidae.